CCUCCGGCCGCCAUCAUGAUCAUCUACCGGGACCUCAUCAGCCACGAUGAGAUGUUCUCCGACAUUUACAAGAUCCGGGAGAUCGCGGACGGGCUGCGCCUGGAGGUGGAGGGGAAGACGGUCAGUAGGACGGAGGGUAACAUUGAUGACUCGCUCAUUGGUGGAAAUGCCUCCGCUGAAGGGCCCGAGGGCGAAGGUACUGGAAGCACAGUAAUCACUGGUGUUGAUACUGUCAUGAACCAUCACUUGCAGGAAACUAGCUUCACGAAAGAAGCCUACAAGAAGUACAUCAAAGAUUACAUGAAAUCAAUCAAAUGGAAACUUGAAAAACAGAGGCCAGAAAGAGUAAAACCUUUUAUGACAGGGGCUGCAGAACAAAUCAAGCACAUCCUUGCUAAUUGCAAAAACUACCAAUUCUUUCUUGGUGAAAACAUGAAUCCAGAUGGCAUGGUUGCUCUGCUGNUCAGUUUAGCCAAGUUGUCACAGAAUAAUCCAUCAUCAUCGCUUACUAAAAAGACAGACAGAAAAAGGGCGCUGCGGUUGCAGGCGCUGCGGUCAGCACAGCUGGCCAUCAUCCCCCUUGAACCACUGUCUCAAGCUACAGUUGCCGUGAGGCUUCUCAGGGUCUCUUUUACAAUUGGGCACCCCAAGUUCCCACCACCCCCAGCGCUGCGGUUGCAGGCGCUGCGGUCAGCACAGCUGGCCAUCAUCCCCCUUGAACCACUGUCUCAAGCUACAGUUGCCGGAAGGUACCGCGUUUGUCUGGUGAGCACUAGGACCCCAGGAGGCCUGGGCUUCCAGAAGGAGGAGAGUCAGUGUAUUCAUGAAGACAGUGGAUCUAGAAUAAGGGCAAGUGUGUCCCAAAGGCGCUACCUGCACGAGACGGCUGCUGAGAGCUUGGAAGCAAGCAGUCCAGAGGUGGUAUCACGGCCCCCCAGACUGAUAGGGAUUCAGGCUGCACUAUCCCUGCAGUGGCCGUCAUCCACAUGGGUCUAUGAGGGCAGCUCGAUAUUGCUCCACCCUUUGCAUAUAAAUUCCAGGCAGCAGAAUGAAGAAACGGAUCUAGAAAGGGCAGUAGCCCACACAGCUGCCACUUUCACCUCAACAGCUGGAGUGUGCUCAUAUGGCCACACUCAGCUUCGAGGAUGA
This is a messenger RNA of Galeopterus variegatus (Sunda flying lemur), 1149 nucleotides long. RefSeq lists its product as uncharacterized. NCBI's taxonomy places the organism in Eukaryota, Metazoa, Chordata, Mammalia, Dermoptera, Cynocephalidae. Gene Ontology annotation, molecular function: calcium ion binding. Bases 16 to 1149 code for a protein of 377 amino acids. Gene Ontology annotation, cellular component: cytoplasm. The transcript is spliced from 6 exons. The record is from RefSeq and is a predicted model, not a curated record.